This is a messenger RNA of Eremomyces bilateralis CBS 781.70, 1518 nucleotides long. Its product is annotated as MFS general substrate transporter. Gene Ontology annotation, cellular component: membrane. The transcript has 4 exons. The record is from RefSeq and is a predicted model, not a curated record. Gene Ontology annotation, molecular function: transmembrane transporter activity. NCBI's taxonomy places the organism in Eukaryota, Fungi, Ascomycota, Dothideomycetes, Eremomycetales, Eremomycetaceae. Gene Ontology annotation, biological process: transmembrane transport. The coding region runs from base 1 to 1257 and encodes 418 amino acids.
AUGUCUUCCGUCGUAAUCAUCCUGCCUACCAUCGGCGCCGACCUCGCCAUCCCGCCGAGCGCCCAACAGAUCGUCGUCUCCAUCUACAACAUCUCGGUAGGGUGCGUCAUGCUCCCGUGGGGCCGUAUCGCCGACGUCUACGGCCACCAUCCGGUGUUUCUGACUGGGUCAACGCUGUUCACGCUGUCGACGCUCUGCCUCCCCUUCGCGACGGGGGAGAUCGCGUUUUAUGUCCUGCGUGCGCUGCAGGGGGUGAGCGGUGCGGCAAUGAUUCCCUCGGGGUUGGGGACCAUCGCGACGACGUUUGCGCCUGGAGCGGCGCGGAAUCGGGGGUUCGUCGCGGUGGCAGCGGUGGCGUCGUUGGGAUCCAUCUUGGGGAACCUGGCGGGCGGGCUAGUAGGGGGCUAUUUGUCCUGGAAAUGGGUCUUCUGGAUUUCGACGAUUGUAGGAGCGUUCACGACCGCGCUCGAUGUCGACUGGCUCGGUGCGGCCAUCAUUUCGACCAGUUUGCUUCUACUCCUUUUGGCUUUGAGCCAGGGAAAUGUCAUCGGUUGGUCGACGGCUUGGAUUCCUCCGUUGAUUGUACUCGCUGUCAUUCUGCUUAUUGUCUUUUUCUUCUGGCAGCGCCGUUCAGAGCGAGGUUCGAGCCGGCCACCUCUUUUACGGGUGUCCAUGUUUAAGAAUGUCCGGUUCUCCGCUCUGUUCAUAAUGGUCGGGUGUUUUUCGCGUCAGGCUAAAUCCCCCAACUCUAGUUAUCAGAGCUAUCUCGGAUUGAGCGAGCUGCAAACAACUUUGCGCUUUCUCGCUGCCGGUAUCUCAGGCGGUAAGAUAAUUCUUCAAUCCCCCCACCCUUCCACCCCCGCUUCUAACCUCACACCUCCUUCCCCCGUUCCUCUUCGUCCUCCCCCCAUCCCCCCCACCACCACCUACUGGGCCCACGGCUUCCCCGCCAUGCUCCUCUGCUUCACCGUCGAGGUCAUCUGGCCCGUCGCCAGCCUCGUCAUCGCCAGGGAACUUCCGCACGAUGAUCAGGCGCUUGGGAGCGCGCUGCUGAUGACGUCGAACUUCGUCGGGCGCGCGCUGGAGUUGGCGGUCGCGACAGCGGCGCAGACGGGGGUGCAGAGAGGGGGGGUGGGGAAAGUUGGGGACGGUGGCCUGCUGGGUGGCCUGCGUGGGGGGCAGUGGGUUAAUGUUGGGCUGGCGGUUGCGGCGUUAGGGAUUGCGUUGGGGUUUUUUCGGGGGCUAGGACGGCAGUGAGGGGGUUAGUUAUGGGAUGGGAGAAUGUGGUGGGCGGGAAAAAGGGGUAUUUCUUGGUUGUUUAUCAUAUUUCCUACUACAAGUAGAUAAAGGUUUUAUUUCUGGCUGGUUUACCAGAAUCAAGGUCUUCAGUUCGAACUCAUCAACCGAUCAUGACCAAUUGUAAAACUGUGACAACGGACACUCAUCCCGCGUCUGAUAUAAGUCUGGAUGCCCGGAGUUUGAGGGAUGAUCAGGGGGUCAGCCAGUCUGUGCUGGUGC